AUGCCCAAAACCUCCAAUAUACAGAAAGCAAAGCUCAAGCUAGGGAAAGGUAAACAGGCGCCCAGCAAUGCCGUAGACACCUCCUUCAAGGCCCGCUCUAUUGCACUGCCUUCACAGAGCAUCGCACAUGAUAGGCCUGAUGAAGCACCUACCACCAAGAGAAAGCUCACUCUUAAUGAUCUCCUUGCACACCUCAAACAUUACAAUACAGGGACACGGAGGGAUGCGAUCAUCGGCCUCCGAGAACUUCUGGAAGCACAUCCUGAGUUAAUCGCCCCCCAUUUGACAGCGCUGAUUAACAGCUGCGUUCGGAUAAUUGGUGACGAGGAUGCGAGUGUUCGGAAAGCAUUGCUCACGUUCCUGGGGUGGCUUCUUCACCGAGUCCCAGCUGAUGACCUAAAUCCGCAUGCGCCAGUCCUUCUCUUGUUCACAACUUCCGCGCAGACGCACAUUUUCCCGGAAAUCAGGAUUGAUGCCAUCCGAUUUCUGGACAUGUUUCUUGAAACUAUUCCAGAUGUUGUGACAGAGGGUUGGGCACAGCGCAGUGCCGGCCACGGAAGCAGAGUGCUAGAAGGCUAUCUAGGUAUUCUCAACGCUGGAACCGCUUUUGGCGAAGGAGCAGAUACUGGACCAGUCCGAGCGACUUCCAUUGCCAGUGUCGUUUUAUCUACUGCGUCUAAACUUGUCGUGCUCAGAUCUAUGACAUCCUUCUUCAGUAAAGCAUUGUCCCCAGCAAGCUCUAGUAGGAUGGAGUCUUCAACACCCAGCCUGAACUGGUUUUUAUCAGCGUCAUUCUCGUCCCCUGAAGCGUUCCGAGCAUUUGAUACCCUUCUACUUCCAGCUCACCAUCCUACUCAAGCCUCCUCAUCCGGGCAGCAACACUCACAGACGUGGUCAGAGGAGGCUGAUAUGGAUGUUCAUUUGGAAAGCUCCCUUGGCCAUUUCGAACAUGUCGUCGCAUCUCUCGGAGCGGGGUGGACGCUUCAGGACCUCGUGGAUAUUGACAUCCAAGAUUCUAAAAGGACGUCCGAAGAUUCGAGUACGAAAGUAUCAUUCGCAGCGCAUCUAGCUCGUACUCUUCAUUCCACGUUAAUCUCUACAUACCUUGAUUGUGCAGCAAGUGUUUUUUCUCCCAGCAGUCCUCCCGCGGAGAAUGAGUAUCAGAUGGUCUUAGCCGUGGGCGGGAUUUGCCGUACACUUUACGGAACCAUAUUUUGUGAGCCCGCUGAAGAUGACACAGUACGAGCUUCAGCUGGCGAGGACUUGCGACAGAUCUUGGGGUAUCUCACUCCGUACUUUCCUUUCACUCUUGGCGGAUCAAAUCUUGUCAAACGAGACAUCAAGGCCGAACAAGCGUUUCAGGAUUUGAAUCUCAUUUACUGUGAACUGACAUCGUUCCUUGUCCUUGCGAACCCGCAGGCGCCCCGUCAGCAGCGCAUUAAACCAGUGCGAGGGAGACGGCAGCGCUUCUCCGCACAAUCGCGUGCCGACGGUUUUUCGGCACCACUCCCAACCGUACAAGUAUCUCGCGUCAGUGAAUAUGUUAUUCAGACUCUGCGGGGUGAGGUCCCGGCUGGAGCGUCGCAGACAUCACUGGCACGGCCAAUCACGCCGACGAUAUAUUUGGCUCUAUUGCCAACCAUAUGGUCUCUUCUCAACAGCCCGCGUCGACUGCCCGGAGAGUCAGACAUGUCCGAUGCGGUUCUUCGGGUAGUAGUUGAGCACGCGAUUAAAGCGUCGUCAACGUCCGUCGUGAAGAAAUGCACGGUUGAUUUUCUCGCGCGCUUGGUUUUGCUUGAUAGGGAACCCGAAUAUCAUGGCAGUUUCUCUGUCGGGCUAAAUUCAGAGGGAGAUAAGAUGCUCACAGACUGGAUCCUACACCUGCCGAGAACGCUGUGGGAGCUCGGUGCCAGCCACUUGCCCACAUCGGAGAUUAUACUCCGCGUCCUCCUGCGACUGUGUCAGCGCCGAUCGCCCUUGUUACGUGAGGAGACUGUCUCAUCUAUAUCCGCUCGUCUGGUACCCUACUUCAUCAUGACACAUGCCACGCGAGGCAAACUGUCCGGUCCUUAUAUCAAGCUACCAUCUGCCUCACCUCUGCGCCGUCUGGUAUUGGAUGUCGUCUUCUCGCUGUCUUCCCUGGCCAGGGCUGACUAUGUUUUGUUGACUGCUGUGAGCGAGCUCGUUGACGGUACAGAAAUGGAAGGGUAUUGGACAUCAGUUAAGAGCUUUCUGUAG
Molecule: messenger RNA, 2238 nt
Organism: Fibroporia radiculosa
Lineage: Eukaryota; Fungi; Basidiomycota; Agaricomycetes; Polyporales; Fibroporiaceae
Exons: 14
Coding region: 1-2238 (745 amino acids)
Biological process (GO): rRNA processing
Cellular component (GO): nucleus
Source: RefSeq, a predicted model, not a curated record